This is a messenger RNA of Eleginops maclovinus (Patagonian blennie), 5250 nucleotides long. RefSeq names its product sodium/potassium/calcium exchanger 3. Gene Ontology annotation, biological process: calcium ion transmembrane transport; intracellular calcium ion homeostasis. The transcript is spliced from 17 exons. Gene Ontology annotation, cellular component: plasma membrane. Lineage: Eukaryota; Metazoa; Chordata; Actinopteri; Perciformes; Eleginopidae. Gene Ontology annotation, molecular function: calcium channel activity; calcium, potassium:sodium antiporter activity. Bases 333 to 2150 code for a protein of 605 amino acids. The record is from RefSeq and is a predicted model, not a curated record.
AGCAUGUCGCCUCCUGUUGCUGCGCCUCACUGUGGGAUCUGCUGUCGACCUUUCAGACUGAACACAUGAACGCAGAACGCUUUUUUUAAUGCGUUUACUCGCAUGUGAAACCCGGAGCUUUGGAGGAGUGAACCAGCACAGCGUCUCCUCUGAGUUUGGAGGGGGGGGGGGGGGAUAGCAAGGCUUGUCAUUGCGGGGAUUGUUUUUUUUUUUACACAACUUGGCAGAGAAGUCGUUUGCUGCUGGAGCUGUUUGUUUGCAGAUAAAGUGUGAAACAAGUGUCAAAAAAGAAAGCAACAGAUGUUUUUGGUGGAUAUGCGGCCGGCUGAGGAAUGAGAGCAGCAGCGAGGCACCGGCGGCCCUUCCAGCGGUUCUGCUGCUGUGGAGUCGGGCUGGUCGCCGUCAUGUGGAUCGCUCAGGUCCUCCAGGCACCAGAGACGGAGUCUUCUGUGUUUCGGCCAGGCGUGAACGGCGAGGAGCUGCGAUGGACUCGCCGGCUGAUGCAAGAGAAGUCAGACAACCAGAGCGUGGAUCAGCCCCGGGCAGCCAUCCAUGAGUUUCCCGAGGACAUCUUUACCAAGGAGCAGAGGAAGAAGGGGGCCGUGUGUCUGCAUGCUCUCUGUGCCAUCUACAUGUUCUACGCUCUGGCCCUCGUCUGCGAUGACUACUUCGUCCCGUCUCUUGAGAAAAUAUCUGAGAACCUGCAGCUUAGUGAAGAUGUGGCCGGAGCGACAUUUAUGGCAGCAGGAAGCUCUGCUCCAGAGCUGUUCACCUCUCUCAUUGGUGUUUUCAUCACCAAAGGAGACGUUGGAGUCGGUACGAUUGUUGGCUCUGCCGUCUUCAACAUCUUGGUCAUCAUUGGACUGUGUGGGAUCUUUGCAGGCCAGACAGUGGUUUUAACAUGGUGGUCUCUUUUUAGAGAUUCCACAUACUACAUCCUCUCUGUGCUGACUCUCAUCAUGGUCAUCUAUGAUGCCACAGUGGUCUGGUGGGAGUCCUUGCUUCUCAUGACCAUGUAUGGGAUCUACAUUAUAAUCAUGAAGUUCAACUCCCAGAUUCUGGCGUUUGUGACGCGUCAGCUGAACAGCUCCGGGCCGUGCUGCUGCGGGUCCGAGAUCACACGGGACGGCAAGACGGGAGAGGACGCCUCUGCCUGCAACACGUCCAUGGUGCUUCUCAACAAAGGCCAAGUGCACAACCAAGAGACUCCUCCAGUCGUCAUGGUGGAUGAGCUGCUCAUCCUCAACCCUCACAAACUGACCUUCUCCGACGCCGGACUGCGCGUCAUGAUCAGCCCCCACUUCUCUCCCCGCACCAGGCUCUCCAUGGCAGGACGCGUGCUCAUCAGUGAGAGACAGAGGCUGAUCCAGAGCUCGAAAGACGGCGAGGCCAGCCCCGGGUCACGAGGGGGGUCAACCAGCAACAGCCUGAAGAGAUCGGGCUCCUGCGGUGUGGAGAACGGAGGCAAGACUCCCGCAAUAGGGGACGCAGAGUCAGGAGAAAAGCCGGGGGUUGAGGUGUGCCAGACAGAGGAGGAGGACGAUGAAGAUGAGAUUUUUAGUCCUGUGCGCAUACCAGGUAGUUGGUGUGGGCGGGGGAAGUGGUUGUUCAAAUGGCCUCUGGGUCUCCUGCUGUACUGCACUGUACCUAACUGUAUCCGGCCACGCUGGCACCGCUGGUUCAUGGUCACGUUCGUGGCCUCCACCCUGUGGAUCGCCAUCUUCUCCUACCUCAUGGUGUGGAUGGUCACCAUCAUCAGCUAUACACUAGACAUCCCAGACUACAUCAUGGGGAUAACCUUCCUGGCAGCGGGGACCAGCGUGCCCGACUGCAUGGCAAGUCUGAUUGUAGCUCGACAAGGCAUGGGGGACAUGGCAGUGUCUAACUCCAUAGGCAGCAAUAUUUUUGACAUCCUGCUGGGUUUGGGUUUCCCCUGGGCUUUGCGUACCCUUGUGGUGGAGCACGGAUCAUCAGUGUCGAUAAAUAAUAAAGGAUUGGUGUAUUCUGUCGUCCUGCUGCUGGCAUCUGUGUUUCUGACGGUGAUGAGCGUUCACCUGAACCACUGGAAGCUGGAUCGCCGGCUGGGUCUGGGCCUGCUGUUCCUCUACGCCAUCUUCCUGCUCUGCUCCAUCCUCUUCGGACAGAUGUGAGGCCUGGAGGUCAAAGGUCGACCCUGUCCGAGCUAACACGCAUCCUCUUUCCCCCGAAGCCAAAAAAGAGUGAGAGCUUCGUCGUGUUCCUUGUGAGAGUUUCCGUGCACGGUCCAUACUUUCCACCUGCAUCCACACAAACGCACAGAGAAGUCUCCUAUCAAUAGCACAAUUUCCUUCCUUUUGCACGGUGCAGAGUUCAAAACAAUCACACAUAGAAAGGAAAAUAUUCAAUGACAUAGCUGGCUUGUUGGGCCUUUUAAUAACAAUAUGAAACAGGAAGUGGAAUGGCUCCCAAAUGUCUUUACGAUAAAUAGAACAGAAGUAAAUGUAAUGAAACAAUGAUUCAGUUUGAAUAUACAGAAACCAAUCACAAUGCCUUGUCUAAUAAGAUUCUUUGCCAAAAUCUUCGGUCUGGAGAUGGAUCACUUCCUGCUAAAACUCAGCCAAGUUAACAUCACAGCUAACUUACUCAAUGAUGCAUCUUCACAAUUUUAAUAAAGCAAUAAUCCAUCAGAAGUUUAGGUUUCCAGUGAUUUGAAAAAGACUGUUGCUUCCUGUUUUCAUUUGUUCAACGUUAUUAUGUAGAUGUUCAGUGUUGGUGCUCUGACAGCUGCUGCAGCCGAGCAGAUGCAUCACGGAGCGACGAGUGAGAGCAAUCAAAAGUUAUUUAUGAUCGAGAGAAUAUGUACAUGUAAUCCCCCCAUCAGUUCAGGCUGGUGAGGAAUGGUUCAAUAGUGUCUCAGGCAACAGUAAUCCAGCUGUUUGAGCAGGAUAGAGCAGAGGAGAUUCACUAACGAGAUUACCCCAUCACAAUCCUUCUAGUCUAUAGUUCUGAACAAACUCUCUUAUCAAUUUAAUCUGGGGACCAGGAUGUGUGAAAGACAAAGUCGGCUCUGGUGAAAAAAACAUACUAUAUUUAUUUGAAGUACCUGAAGGAAUUUCUAUAUACAAAUAUUAAUAUAUACUUGAUGGUUUUAGUGGCCACUGUGUACACAGCAUUAGGCUGAAUGGUUGAAACCUGCAGAUUGUACAGAUGUUAAAAAAAAGGUACUUUAUCUGCCACGUUAUGCCUGGACCUACCGUUCAAGAUUUUAAAAAAGUCCGAUUAUUAUUGUCUGUUGGCCUUGGGUGCGAACACCCUUGUAUGUAUUUGAAUGUAAAACCUUGCUGACUUUACCAUUAGUGUGGACAUAUUUACAUGCAUUCAAAUGUAGCACUGAAUCACAGCGAGGGACCUCUGACCCGACAGAGGAACUUUAGUCCUGCUUUAGAGGACGUGAUGUUUGUGUCAGUAGAAAUGUAACAUUGAUAUGAAAAUGCACACUGUUGUGACAAUAUGUUGAUGAGUUUCGCCUCCUUCUAAGCAAGUAUUGGUACAUCUUAAUGUACGUAAAGAGAUUAACCUAGUGUUACAGUAUUUUUAGAAGUCUUAUUAUUCUGAAAUCUUAUAGAUAAUGAACUGCAAAGAGUGUCACAUACUUUGAUGACUCUGAGUGCAGGUUAGUAAUACUUCACGUUUAGGUACGACAAUCGAUGUUUGUAUUGUUUCUUGUACAUUUUAAUGCGAGGAUUUCACUUUGGUGGGACAUUUUCACUCGAAGAGGACAGAAACAGCAGUGUGUGUAUGUGGCAAAUGAUGCUGCGUAUUCCUAUAAACCUGCUGCUCCUCUGUCCUUUUUAUACGAGCAUUAUGAAACCAUUUGGACCCAUUUAACUACCCCCUAAGAAUUCAACACUAAAUGUUCCACCAAAGCGAUACAGGCAACUUUCUGUCUUCAUUUCAAAUGGCUGUAUAAUUAUUAUCAUUGUCUACUAGACAAUACUUUUUACUGUUUGUAAAUGUUAAAUAAUUGACAUAGUUUUACAACAAUGAAUGUCUGACAGACUAGUUUUGUGGUGGUUUUUUGAUAUUUAAAAAAAAGAAACAUAAUGUAAGCCUGCUUGUGAAUUAUUGUAACGGGUGAAUGCAUAUUUUGUGAUUUUGUUUAGUGGAGUAUGAUGCUGUGACGUCAGAAUAGCACUCAGUUUGGUAUGAAUUCAAUUGCAGUUGUGUCCUAAAAACUGUUCAUCAUACCAUUUUUCUCUAAUGUAAGUAAUUGCUUAUUUAAUGCAAGGGAAUACAGAAAAUAAAGCUCCUGUUUACAGGUUUGAAAUUGAAAUGUUUAGAACGCGUUAAAGAAUAAAAGAUGUGCCACUGAAUUUAAAUUAGUUAGCAUUUGACCUUUUCUCACAAAGUUGUAGCACCAAUUAUCCAAAAUGACUCUUUUAGCUACAGAUUAAAAGUCUGGUUACAUUCAAACAUUUCUUAUCUGACCUGCCUAAAUGUCAUGCUAGGAUUUCUUUUUUUUUUAAAAAUCCCAUGAAUGUAUCUUUGAUGGUUUUAAGGGCGAUGGAUGUGCUGUUAAAAUGUCAAAAAAAGCAAAGGUAUUGUGAUAGUCCUCCUACAGAUGUCCUAAAAGCUACACUCCAACAAUGCUUUCUGCUCGUCCGAUAAAUAAGUAGUGGUGAAACAAAUAAAUAAGCAAUUGUAAGUUUAUAAACGAUCUCUUCCGAUCAUGAACACUUUCAAAAACCCACUCGUCGCAACUUUGGAAAUGUGAGGAUAUGCUGCGUUUCUAUUUGGGACGACUGGCUGAAUCAAUUGGAAAAGGUGAAUACAUGACGAGAGUUAUAGUUUGUGCUCUUCUUUUGAUUCCACCUGUUUUGUUUGCACUGUUUUUGUAUUCUCUGAAGUAGAACCCUUUCUCUGCAAAUCCCCCACUACCUUCAUCCUUGUGAAACACCCUCAGUAACUAAUCGUGUUUUACCUGGAGAAUAUUUACUCCCUUUUGUGAUGUUGUCUCACACCGUUGGGAGUCUCUUCUGUUAACUCUUGUAUUACGUAGUAAUAAUCUCAAUUUGCGAGAGACACAACAGCACCAAAGCACCAAAGCGUCGAACUCCAGUAAACUUGUUGUAGUUUCGCUCCAGAAUGUUCUCUUUAAAACGCUGCGAUGUGGGAGGUAGAGGAUGUUUUAGAGCUGAAAUGUGUUAGAGGUUGUAUCGGAUCAUAGAAGACUGUUGUAUCUUGAGACCAAUUAAAAAUGUGCAAUAACAA